Molecule: messenger RNA, 1119 nt
Organism: Hemisphaericaspora subhashii
Lineage: Eukaryota; Fungi; Ascomycota; Pichiomycetes; Serinales; Debaryomycetaceae
Product: chromatin DNA-binding HSP70/DnaK family ATPase
Exons: 1
Coding region: 1-1119 (372 amino acids)
Biological process (GO): tRNA threonylcarbamoyladenosine modification
Cellular component (GO): EKC/KEOPS complex; cytoplasm
Source: RefSeq, a predicted model, not a curated record
AUGACAGUCGAUUUAGAUCAAUACCUCAAACCGGGCAAAGAUCAUUACAUAGCCCUUGGGUUAGAAGGUUCAGCCAACAAAUUAGGAGUAGGUGUAACAAAACACAACAAGGGUCAAUUAUCACCAACAAAUCGUGCAGAAGUACUCUCAAAUAUCAGAGAUACAUAUAUCACUCCACCAGGAGAAGGAUUCUUACCUAGAGACACAGCAAGACAUCAUAGAAAUUGGGUAGUUCGAGUUAUAAAACGAGCAAUUGCAACUGCCAAGAUUGUUGGAAAUGAUAUUGAUUGUAUUUGUUUCACCCAAGGUCCGGGGAUGGGAGCUCCAUUACAAAGUGUUGUCAUUGCCGCUAGAACAUUGGCACAAUUGUGGAAUAUCCCUUUAGUGGGUGUGAAUCAUUGUGUUGGGCAUAUUGAAAUGGGGAGAGAGAUUACUGGUGCUGAUAAUCCGGUUGUGUUGUAUGUUAGUGGUGGGAAUACUCAAGUCAUUGCUUAUUCUAGACAACGAUAUCGUAUUUUUGGUGAGACGUUGGAUAUUGCAAUUGGGAAUUGUUUGGAUAGAUUUGCCAGGACAUUGAAGAUACCUAAUGAGCCUGCUCCAGGAUAUAAUAUUGAACAAAUGGCCAAGAAGGGGAAACAUCUAGUUAAUUUACCAUAUACUGUUAAAGGAAUGGAUUUAUCAAUGUCAGGUAUCUUGGCAAAUAUUGAUGGAAUUGCAAAAGAUAUGUUUGGAAAACAGAAGAAACAACUUCUAGAUGAAGAAACUGGGGAACCAAUUACUGCAGAAGAUUUAUGUUUCUCCUUGCAAGAAAUCUUAUUUACUAUGUUAGUAGAAAUUACUGAAAGAGCAUUGGCGCAUGUCAAUAGUAAUCAAGUUUUAAUUGUUGGUGGGGUAGGUUCAAAUGAAAGAUUACAAGAGAUGAUGAAAUUAAUGAUUGAAGAUAGAAAAAAUGGACAAAUAUAUGCCACUGAUGAAAGAUUCUGUAUUGAUAAUGGUAUUAUGAUUGCCCAUGCUGGAUUGUUAAGUUAUAGAACUGGUCAAGUGAAUGAAUUAGAACAUACAGUAUGUACUCAAAGAUUUAGAACCGAUGAAGUAUUUGUUAAAUGGAGAGAUGAUUAA